Bursaphelenchus xylophilus (pine wood nematode) is the source of this 6613-nucleotide messenger RNA. NCBI's taxonomy places the organism in Eukaryota, Metazoa, Nematoda, Chromadorea, Rhabditida, Aphelenchoididae. The record is from the annotation of a GenBank genome assembly.
AUGCUUAACGAGUACGAAAAAGAUCCCGGAUGGCAAUAUCUCCGCCAUUCCCGAGAGAAAUUGCUUGAGGUAAUUGCUUAAACAUUGUGUUAGUGAUAUCCUAGCGUUAUAAUCGUAUAUCGUUUUUGUGAUUUUCAGUUCCAAAGCAAGCCCUAUGAUUCCAAGAAAGAUUUCUGGGUUCCUGACGCCGAGGAAGGCUACGUUGCCGCCGUCGUCAAAGAGACCAAGGGGGACAAUGUCACCGUUACUGUCAAUGGAGCUGAUGUAAGUUAUUAAAACUUUAUUGAUCAAAUGCUUUCAGAGAACAGUUAAGAAGGACCUCUUGCAAGAAAUGAAUCCAUCCAAAUUCGAGAUGAACGAAGACAUGUCCAAUUUGUCAUUUUUGAAUGAUGCUUCCGUUUUGCAUAACCUGAGGUCACGCUACGCAACAAUGUUGAUCUAUGUAAGGAAAAGUUCAAAAAAUACAACUCCUUUCAGACUUAUUCUGGAUUAUUCUGUGUCGUCAUCAAUCCCUACAAAAGACUUCCCAUCUACACGGACUCGAUGGCCAGACUGUUCAUGGGCAAAAGGAGGAAUGAGAUGCCUCCCCAUCUGUUCGCCGUUUCUGAUGAGGCCUACCGUAACAUGUUACAAAAUCACGAGAACCAGUCUAUGCUCAUUACCGGUGAAUCUGGAGCAGGAAAGACCGAGAAUACCAAGAAGGUAAUCUCUUACUUCGCUUCUGUGGGUGCCGCUCAAGCUGAAGCCUUGGGUAUUGCCCCCAAAGCUGAUGACGGAGGAAAGAAGGUCACUCUGGAGGAUCAGAUCGUCCAGACCAACCCUGUGUUGGAAGCCUUCGGUAACGCCAAGACGGUCCGAAACAACAACUCUUCCCGUUUCGGUAAAUUCAUCCGAAUUCACUUCAACAAAGUCGGAAGAGUGGCCUCUUGUGACAUCGAACAUUGUAAGCAUUCUUCUUUCUACUCCUCAAACGAAGCGUCUUUGUUCUAACCUGAGUUGUUUAGACCUUCUUGAGAAGUCUCGUGUCAUUCGUCAAGCCCCAGGAGAACGUUGUUAUCACAUCUUCUACCAAAUCUUCUCCGAUCAUAAACCUGAGCUCAAAGAUAUUUUGAAAUUUACGAAGCCUCUCCCAGAAUAUUGGUUUGUUGCCCAAGCUGAGUUAACCAUCGAUGGAAUGAACGAUACGGAAGAGUUUGCUUUGACCGACGAAGCUUUUGAUGUCCUCAACUUUAACGCGGAAGAGAAGUUGGACUGCUACAAAUUGAUGUCUGGUAUCAUGCAUAUGGGUAACAUGAAGUUCAAACAACGCCCACGUGAAGAACAAGCUGAAGUAGAUGAGACCGAAGAAGCCGGAUACGCCGCCGAGAUGUUCGGAGUUAAUCCGGAUGAAAUGUUGAAUGCUAUGAUCAAACCCAGAGUCAGAGUCGGCACAGAGUGGGUGGCCAAGGGCCAGUCUGUAGAACAAGUCAACUGGUCGAUUGGUGCUAUGGUCAAGGGUCUUUACGCCCGUGUAUUCCAUUGGCUAGUUACCAAAUGUAACAUGACUCUUGACCAGAAAGGCCUAUCCCGUGAUUACUUCAUCGGUGUAUUGGAUAUCGCCGGUUUCGAGAUCUUUGAUUUCAACAGUUUUGAACAACUGUGGAUCAACUUCGUAAACGAAAAGUUGCAACAGUUCUUCAAUCACCACAUGUUUGUCCUCGAGCAGGAAGAGUACGCCCGUGAAGGUAUCCAAUGGACCUUCAUCGAUUUCGGUCUUGACUUGCAAGCUUGUAUCGAACUGAUUGAAAAGGUAGGAUAGUCAAAGAACCAGGUUAAAUUUAAUUUUAGCCCAUGGGUAUCAUCUCCAUGUUGGAUGAAGAGUGUAUUGUCCCCAAAGCCAGCGACCAAACGUUGGCGCAAAAAUUGCUAGAGCAACAUCUUGGAAAACAUCCCAACUUCGAGAAGCCGAAGCCGCCAAAGGGAAAACAAGCUGAAGCUCAUUUUGCCAUGCGCCAUUAUGCAGGCACUGUAAGAUACAACGUGUCAAACUGGUUGGAGAAGAACAAAGAUCCUUUGAAUGAUACUAUGGUGGCCGUAUUUAAAAGCUCCAAAGAACGAAAACUCUUGAACACAAUCUGGUCUGACUAUCAAACCCAAGAAGAAGCCGUUGUUGCGCAGAAGUCCGGUGGAAAAAAGAAGGGAAAAUCUGGAUCUUUCAUGACUGUCUCCAUGAUGUACAGGGAAUCUCUGAACAAGCUGAUGACAAUGCUGCACACUACUCAUCCCCAUUUCAUCCGUUGCAUCAUCCCCAAUGAAAAGAAACAAUCAGGUGUGAUUGAUGCAUCUCUUGUCCUCAACCAAUUGACCUGUAACGGGGUGUUGGAGGGUAUCCGUAUUUGCCGUAAAGGCUUCCCCAACAGGUCUUCCCAUGUUGACUUCUGUCUUCGAUACUCGGUUCUCGCCGGAAAGGAAGCCCGAGAACAUAAAGAACCUAAAGAAUCAGCAAAUGCGAUCCUCCAGAAACUAGUUAGUUUGAAGAAGAUGGAAGCUGAUGAAUUCAGGGUUGGGCACACUAAGGUCUUCUUCAAGGCUGGUAUCUUAGCUAAGAUGGAAGAUAUCCGUGACGAACGAAUGAAUGAACUUAUCUCUGGCAUUCAAGCCUACUGUAGAGCCUAUUUUGCAUUGGUGAGUUCAAUCAAUUCAGUUAACUAUAAAUUUUUACCUUUUCAAUUUUCGGUUUCAGGUUGAAUAUGGGAAGCGCAAACAUCAAGCUGAUGCAUACUUGGUCCUUCAAAAGAACAUUAGAUCUUGGUCUGUCCUUAGAAGCUGGGAAUGGUACAAAGUCUAUGGCUUUGUCCGCCCGAUGUUAAAGGGCAACAAGAUUGCAGAGGAAAUGGAAAAGGCCCAAAAAGAAUUGGCUGCUAUGGCAGAAAAGCUGAAGGCUGAGGAAGAAGCCCGGAAAAAGGUUGAAGCUGAACAUAAGAAGUUCGCUGAAGAAAGAGCCAAGCUCUUGGAAGAGAUGGAACUAUCAAAAAGUGGUGGAGCCGCUAUCGAAGACAAGAUCAGUUCAUUGUCCGCAGCUAAGGCGGAAUUAGAACGUGCAGCUAACGACUUGAAAGAUCGUUUGGCAGAUCAAGAAGCCAGAACUGAAGAGAUCCAGCGUCAAGUUAAAAGAGUAGAGAAAGACAAGCAAAAUAUGAAUGAGCAGAUCGCCAGUUUGGAGGCUAGUCAACAGAAGAUCGAGGAAGAGAAGCAUGAACGCGAAGAGAAAAUAAAGGCCCUUCACGAAGCCAUGGCCAAGCAGGAUGAAGCAAUAGCGGCAAUUAAUAGAGAAAAGAAAAGAAAUGAAGAAGAGAACCGUGCCAUGGCUGAAACUCUUCAAGCAGAGGAAGAAAAGAACAGUCAGUCAAACCGAAGCAAGGUGAAGAUUGAAAGAAGUAUUGAAGACAUAGAAGACACCUUGGAGCGAGAACGUAGACAUCGCAUGGACUUGGACAAGGGACGCAAGAAGGCUGAGAAUGAAUUGGCCGCGACUGAAGAAACAAUCGAUGAAAUAAGCAGAAGAAAGGCCGAGAUCGAGAGUAAACUUCAAACGACCGAGGAAGAGCUCCGUGAACUCAACCAAAAAUUAGAUGACGAACAGGGACAAGUAGCCAGAUUGAACCGUCAACUAAAAGACCAAGCAGCAAAGAUCAUCGAGUUGGAAGAGGAAUUGGACUCUGAGCGUCAUCACCGCGCCAAGAGUGACAAGAGCAAAGGCGCCAUUCAGAUGAUGUUGGAAGACAUAAACGAUUCCUUAGACGAUGAAAACGGAAAAACAACAGCUCAAAUCGAACUGAACAAGAAGAAAGAGCUCGAGCUUAUUCGUUUGAGACAAGAAUUGGAACAGGCAAACCAAAAUCAUGAAGCCCAACUGGCAUUAAUGAGAAAGAAGAACGCUGACGACAUAUCCAAUCUCAGCGAACGUCUGGAGAAUAUGCAGAAUUCAAAGGCUAAGAUCGAUAAGGACAAGGAUGCGGUGCGCAGACAACUCGACGAUGUCACAUCUCAAGUUAAUGAAGAGACCAAGAACAAGUCGGAACAAGAAAGACUGGCUAAGAUGUACGAAGGACAGGUCGCUGAACUUCAAAGUCGAUGUGAUGAGCAGCAUAGGCUUAUUCAGGUAGGAUGAAAAAAAAACCCCUAGGCCUAAAUUUUAGGAUUACACCGCAACAAGAUCUCGUCUCCAAGCAGAGAAUGCCGAUAUGGAGCAACAAAUUGAGGAUUACGAUACACAACUGACCGCCUUGAGCAAACGAAAGGCCCAAUGUUUAGCCCAACUAGAAGAUGCCAAAAGAACUGUGGAUGAAGAACACCAAGAACGCCAGGCCCUAAGUGCCACCGUAAAGAACCUUGAGCACGAAAUUGAACAUAUUCACGACUGCAUCGAAGAUGAGGCUCAACAGAAAGAAGAACUCUUGAGACAGUUGAGCAAAGCCAAGGCCGAAUCACAGCAAUGGAAGGCAAAGUUUGAAGGUGAAGGAUUGAUAGCUGCUGAUGAGAUGGAAGAAGACCGUAGACGACGGGGUAACAAGAAACUCGAAGUCCAAGACACUCUGCAAGACGUCAACAACAAAAUCAUUACUAUUGAAAAGGCCAACUCACGUCUGGUAAGUUGUAAAAUGCUGGCUAAGAUAUUUCUUCACAUUUUUUUUGUUUAGAUUCAAGAAGCUGAAGAUGCCCGAUCUGACAUGGAAAGAAACCGUGGUCUGAUCGCUCAACUCGAGAAGAAACAACUUUCCUUCGACAGAAUCAUCGAGGAUUGGAGACGCCAAUGCGACGAGCUCGCCCAAGAAACUGAACGAGCUCAGCAAGAGGCCAGAAGAAGCGCAGCUGACGUGUACAGCCUUCAAACCGCUUCUACGUCCCUUACUGAACAAGUUGAUGACUUGAGACGAGAAAACAAGAACCUCAACAAUGAAAUCAAGGACCUCAACGAACAAAUUGGAGCGUCUAACAGGCAAGCGCACGAUGUUGGAAAGAAGGUCAGGCUCUAUGAGAUGGAGAAAGAGGAGAUCCAACACAACUUGGACGAAACUGAAAGUGCCUUGGAAGUGGAAGAGAGCAAGGUCCUAAGGUUACAAACUGAGGUCUCACAGAUCAGAGCUGAAAUCGACAGAAGAAUUCAAGAAAAAGAAGAGGACUUUGAGAAUACUCUGAAAAACCACCAACGUGCCAUGGAAUCUAUUCAAACUUCACUGGAAACAGAAUCAAAGGGUAAAAAUCAACUAUUGCAAGCCAAGAAGAAGUUGGAAACAGAUAUCCAUGAACGCGAACUUGCUCUGGAUGUUGCCAACAAACAAAACCUAGAAGCCCAAAAGAGUCUAAAGAAGCUGAUCUCCCAAGUUCAGGAAUUGCAAGCUCAGUUGGAAGAGGAACAACGCCAGAGAGAGGAGUUCAGGGAGAACUUCUUGAUUGCUGAGAAGAAGUUGCUUACGGUUCUUACCGAAAAGGACGAACAGGCCGUUCAUAAACAAGCUUUAGAACAGCAGAAAGCCAAGUUGGACGCGGAUGUCAACGAGCAAAGAAGCAUUCGAGCUGAAGCCCAAAAUGAAAAUCUCCAACUGGCUGCAGUUAAACGGCAGGCUGAGAAUGAGAUCCAAAUCGUUAAGGUAAGGCAAACAACUAACCUCUAAACAAAAUUCAGAGUGAAUUGGACAAGGCCAUCUCGGAUCUGAAACAUACCGAGGAAACCUUUAAAAAGGUGAACGGUGAUGUUACUCGACUGACUGAAGAGCUUCGACAAGAACAAGCCCAUUAUGAACAUUUAGACAGGCUCCGAAAAGGCCUCGAGCUCCAAAUUAAGGUCAGUCAACAAAUAAAAAUCCUUUUUCUAGAAAUCGUUUAGAAAUGUCUGUCCGCAUGACAUCUUUUAUAUAAAUUACUGUAGAUUUUUUCAACACGGAAUAAUGUUGUAAUGUAGGAUUUAGGGUUACAGUAUAAUGUGUAUAAUGUACAUAUAAUUUUAAGGAGUUACAAGCCAAACUCGAAGAAGCCGAACAAGGUGCCCUGAGGGUUAGUCAACGAACCAUUGAAAAGCUUGAACAGAAUGUCCGUCUGCGUGAAAGAGAGCUGGAUUCGGAACAGAAGAGACACAAGGAAGUCCAGAAACAAUUGGCCAAGUAUGAUCGCGAUGUCAGAGAACGAAAAUUCGAACUUGAAGAGCAGAAAAAGAGCGCUGCGAAAAUGCAAGAGCUCAUCGAAAAACUCCAGUCGAAGAUCAAGACUCAUAAAAAGCAGUUGGAAGAGGCUGUAAGGAAUCAAAUUUUUAUUGUGUUAUGAAAAACUUGCUCCCGACAUUAAUCUAAUUCGAGGAAAUAGUUUGUAAUCUUAUGUUUGUGAUUUAGUAUUUUAAUUAUCCCGACAAUCUGGUUGAUUUCAGGAAGAGGUUGCCGGCAUGAAUCUCCAGAAGUAUCGUCAGAUCCAAAUUGCUUUGGACCACGCUGAGGAAAGAGCUGAUGAGGCCGAGAACAGUCUUGUACGUAUCAAGACCAAAUUCCGAGGCCGUCCCGGUCUUACUCCCUCAGCCACCCAGCCCAUAAAUGGCGGCGAAGUUAACGGAAUUCGUCGUUCAGCUACCCAAGGCCAAUUCUAA